This is a messenger RNA of Camelina sativa (false flax), 584 nucleotides long. NCBI's taxonomy places the organism in Eukaryota, Viridiplantae, Streptophyta, Magnoliopsida, Brassicales, Brassicaceae. The record is from RefSeq and is a predicted model, not a curated record.
UAAAGGGCUUUUCGGGCUGGCCCGAGCCCGGUCGGGCUAAGCCCGAAAAACCCUAUAGCCCAAACGGGCUGAGCCCGAAAGGCCCAAUUUUUUCUGGACAUAUAUAUUUAAGCCCGAGCCCGCUAUUUUUCAGGGCCAGGCUGGGCCAGCCCGCGGGUUUUGGCCCUAAUUGACAUGCCUAGAGACAAUCAAUUGUCUGGGUUGGAGAGUAGCGAGAAGAAGCAAGAUGUAAAUGUGGGAGCAUCAAGCACAAAGAAGAGAAAGCCAAAGCAGAUUGAUCAUGGUGCAGAGAGUCGAAAAAUGCAACUCCUAUGUCAGCGAGCCGCAACGUCGGGCAGUCAUGGCUUUGAUGAAGAAAUGAAGUCAUUCAUUAAAGGUAUGUUUGAAGCUUCUUUCAAGCCUUUUAAGGAAGAAAUAGGCCAGCGAUUGAAGAAGAUGGAGGAGGAUGUAUCAGAAGUGAAGGAGAUACUAUCGACUCUAGCAUCAACUUCGACACAAGCCACACCACCAUCCUUUAAACCAAAAGAUGUGGGGAAAUCACCAUCCGUUCAACCAAAGAGUUUGGUACGUAAAAAGUAACUUGG